UGGCGCCUUUGUCCUGGCGGGCGGCGGCCUGAGGCGGACCGGGCCCGGCGCGGCGAGUUGGAUUUGGAACGAAAGCAAAAUGGCUCGAGGACGCAAGAGCAAUAGCAUCAAUCAGAGCGACUUCACUAACAGCACCAAUCCUCAGGAUUUAGAGAGAAGACUUUUUAUCGGCAAUUUGCCCACAGACCACAUGACUCGUGAAGAAAUGCAAGAGAUAUUUUCAAAAUAUGGCAAAAUCAGGGCCCUCAGCAUGUACCAUGGCUAUGGGUUCGUGCAGUAUGACCGUCUAGAAGAUGUCCAGGCCGCUCUGGACGGUGAGAAGGGUCGCCUUUAUAAAGGGUAUAGAUUAGAUAUUAAAAAAGCAGUGGAAAGAAGAAAUAUGAAUAAGGCUUCAUCAAGGUCCAGUCCGGCACGAAGAGAACCGUAUGCCUAUGGGGAUGGCCGAGAUGCCAGACGUGACCGCUCUCCUCUUCGGGGGAGUCCACGGAGAGACCCCAGGGAUGGCAGGGAUGGUAGAAACGGCCGAGAUUCCAGAGACGCUCGAGACAUUCGAGCCAGAGACAUGCGUGACGCCAGAGACCACAGGGACCGGCGGGACAUGCGAGACCCACGGGAUAUCAGGGACCCAAGAGACUUGAGGGACCCUCGUGAUCUUAGAGAUCUUCGUGACCCACGGGAGCCACUGUACGAUCGAUACAGGGACCCACGGGAUAUGAGGGACCCACGGGAUAUGAGGGAUCCACGGGAUAUGAGAGAUCCUCGGGACCCUUUGUACAGACGAGAUGAAGGUUAUGACCGUUACCUUCACAUGGACGACUACUGUCGGCGGAAGGAUGACUCUUACUACGACCGUUACAAAGAGCAUUUUGAUAGAGCUCCAGUGAAUUCAGACGACCGUCUGAAGCGUGAGGAGCGGCGCCGAGAGGAGCUGUACCGUCAGUACUACGAGGAAAUCAAGAGGCGUUUUGAUGCAGAGAGACCUGUGGAUUGUUCUGUGAUCGUGGUGAAUAAACAGACCAAGGAGUACGCGGAGUCAGUGGGGCGGAAGGUGCGGGAUCUGGGCAUGGUAGUGGACCUCAUCUUCCUCAACACAGAGAUGUCACUGACGCAAGCCCUGGACGAUGUGAGCAGAGGAGGGUCUCCUUUUGCCAUUGUCAUCACCCAGCAGCAUCAAGUUCACCGCUCUUGCACUGUUAACAUCAUGUUUGGCACCCCACAAGAACACCGCAACAUGCCCCAGGCUGACGCCAUGGUGCUGGUGGCAAGGAAUUACGAGCGCUACAAGACGGAGUCGCGGGAGAAGGAGCGGGAGGAGAUCGCCCGGCAGGCUGCCAAGAUGGCAGACGAGGCUGUUCUGCAGGAGCGGGAGCGCCCACCCCCCAUGGAGGAGGGUGUCAGAGGAGGUCACCCUCCAGGGAUCCAGACUCUCUUGAACCUGCUGGCAGACAAUCGCUGUCUGACUGCCGAGGAGACUGAUAAAGUCAUUAAUUACUUGAGAGACCGGAAGGAACGGUUACUGAGGGGAAGCGGUGAUUCUCUGCAGGCAUCCAUGUCAAGACAGUCUCUGGGAGCACCUUCAGGAUCAUCUCUGGGGAGUCAGUCCAGCCUUCCAAGCUCUCAGGCUCAUCAGGGUUCACAGCCUCUGGUUUCUGCUCCUUCUGUUCCGGUCUCUUCUUCUAAUCCUCAGCAGGAGCUUCAAGCAAAAAUCCUCAGUCUCUUCAACAGCGGGGCGGCAGCGGCAGCAGCUGCUGUGGCAAACAGCGGUUCUGCAGCCCCUGCAGGCGCCUCGGGUGGCACUCCCAACCAGAACUUUGCUAACAUGGCCAGCGGUCAGGCCCGCUCAGCACCCCUCAGUGCUGGAAAUUUAAACCAGGCUCAGCAGAGAUUGCAGACUCCCAGCACGCAGCUUCCUGCUCUCCAAGGCCCUUCAAGAAAUGCAGGCCCGAGACCUGGGGCUCCUCCGCCAGCUCAGUCGCUCUACGGGCAGCACCAAAAUCGCCUCCCUGCACCUGGCAACGUACCUGCUCAAAGGCCGGUGUCUUCUGGUAUCAACUUUGACAACCCCAGCGUACAGAAAGCCUUGGACACCCUUAUCCAGAGUGGUCCUGCACUCUCCCACUUAGUGAGCCAAACGGUGGCCCAGGGGCGAGCAGGCUCCUCAGCCCAGCAACCUAUGGGUUCCUACCAGCGACACUACUAAAGCUGAGCUGGCAGGCCCUGUCCCCUUCCCUUUGCCAUUCCAUACUUAUAGCUGUUUAAG
Molecule: messenger RNA, 2260 nt
Organism: Calidris pugnax (ruff)
Lineage: Eukaryota; Metazoa; Chordata; Aves; Charadriiformes; Scolopacidae
Gene: NCOA5
Product: nuclear receptor coactivator 5
Exons: 10
Coding region: 80-2200 (706 amino acids)
Biological process (GO): regulation of signal transduction
Cellular component (GO): nucleoplasm
Molecular function (GO): RNA binding
Source: RefSeq, a predicted model, not a curated record